This is a messenger RNA of Haliotis rubra (blacklip abalone), 1691 nucleotides long. RefSeq names its product tubulin epsilon chain-like. Gene Ontology annotation, biological process: microtubule cytoskeleton organization; mitotic cell cycle. Gene Ontology annotation, cellular component: cytoplasm; microtubule. Bases 122 to 1579 code for a protein of 485 amino acids. The record is from RefSeq and is a predicted model, not a curated record. Gene Ontology annotation, molecular function: GTP binding; structural constituent of cytoskeleton. The transcript is spliced from 12 exons. NCBI's taxonomy places the organism in Eukaryota, Metazoa, Mollusca, Gastropoda, Lepetellida, Haliotidae.
CUCGUCUCUCUUCUAAUGCUACCAAUAUGGCCGUCGUAAACAAAACAUGUGAAGUUUGCAGUUGAUAUGUUCCAGUUUAGUCGCAAGUGACUGAUGUUGGUGCAAACUGAUUAAGCUCAGUAUGACACAGUCGAUAGUUGUUCAAGUGGGGCAAUGUGGGAAUCAGAUUGGAUGCCGCUUUUGGGACCUGGCUUUACGAGAGCAUGCCGCAGUUAACAAGACUGGGAUGUAUGACGAGCCACUGAGCAGCUUCUUCAGGAACGUCGACAGCCGCUAUGAUGACACAUCCGACAUCCCAGUUGGGGAUGGCAAGGGCAAAAUUAGAUCCCUCAAAGCAAGGGCGGUACUUGUGGACAUGGAGGAGGGUGUUGUGACUGAGUUGACAAAUGGACCACUCCGUGAAGUGUUUGACUACCAACAGCUCAUCACUGAUGUAUCAGGUUGUGGCAAUAACUGGGCAGUUGGCCACAAAAUGUAUGGAGUGCAGUAUCGAGAACAGUUAAGUGACACAAUCCGUCGGGCUGCUGAAUACUGUGACUGUCUUCAGUGUUUUUUUGUCAUGCACUCAAUGGGAGGUGGGACAGGUUCAGGUGUUGGCACAUCCAUCUUGAAUUUGCUGGAAGAGGAAUAUCCUGAUGUUUACAGAUUUGUGACAGCAGUGUACCCAUCAGUUGAGGAUGACGUGAUUACCUCCCCUUACAACAGCGUUCUGGCCAUGCGAGAGCUCACUGAACAUGCGGACUGCGUGCUGCCUGUUGAGAAUCAGGCACUGGUUGAGAUUGUCAACAAGAUCUCACAAGCUGUGCCGUCCCUGAAGACAGGGAAGAGAACCUACUCUACCACUGGAGUCAAGUCAGGCAGCGCCAUCACAAGUAGUCAGGGAGGAGUUACCUCCCCUGCAGAGGAGAAGCCAUUUGACAGCAUGAACAAUCUGGUUGCAAACCUUCUCCUCAAUAUGACAAGCUCAGCACGGUUUGAGGGCUCUCUGAAUGUGGAUUUAAAUGAGAUAACCAUGAAUCUGGUUCCGUUCCCCAAACUACAUUACUUAGUAUCCAGCCAGUCACCGCUGUACGCCAUGUCCGACGUUAACCUGCCACCCAGGAGGUUGGACCAGAUGUUUUCUGACGCCUUCUCCCGCGAUCACCAGUUGCUGAGGGCAGAUCCCAAGCACAGUCUGUACCUGGCCUGUGCCCUGAUGCUUCGGGGCAAUGCCGAGAUCUCGGACAUCAGGAGGAACAUCGACAGGCUGAAGCCCAACCUCAAGUUCAUCCACUGGAACCAGGAGGGCUGGAAGACUGGUCUGUGCUCCGUGCCACCAGUAGGACAACCUUACUCCCUGCUCACCCUGGCCAAUAACACCUGUGUCAGACACACAUUCUCCGAGCUUAAAGACAGAUUUGUCAAACUGUACAAGAGGAAAGCCCACAUCCAUCACUACACACAAAUUGAUGGGAUGGAGCUAGCAGACUUCGGGGAGAGCUUAGAGUCACUCAACUCGAUCAUCACAGAGUAUUCCAGCCUGGAGACACACAUGAACAGCCCUCCUCCUCCAGAACCCCGCCUGCAGAUCCUCACAUGAACGAUCCCCCAACUCCAAAACCCCACCAGCAGAUCCUCACAUGAACCGCCCUCCGCCUCCAGAACCCCACCUGCAGAUCCUCACAUGAACAACCUGCCGCUGCCUCCAGAGA